This is a messenger RNA of Clupea harengus (Atlantic herring), 1931 nucleotides long. It is a transcript of the gene mul3, whose product is annotated as mitochondrial E3 ubiquitin protein ligase 3. NCBI's taxonomy places the organism in Eukaryota, Metazoa, Chordata, Actinopteri, Clupeiformes, Clupeidae. Gene Ontology annotation, biological process: organelle organization; protein ubiquitination. The record is from RefSeq and is a predicted model, not a curated record. Gene Ontology annotation, molecular function: ubiquitin-protein transferase activity.
UCCGAUUGGAGGGGGGAAAAGGGGCUGUCACCUGCCACGGAACAAGGAAGCGAAAUCAGAAAAUCUAAGUUACAGUGGUUUUACUUUCGCAUUAACCAGAAUCAGUUCUCAAAAACGGAUACAAGAAAAGCAUUUUGUGUGAAGCUGGAAUCGACAGAAAACGGGUGGGUUAAAAAAAGAAAAGAGAAGUAGUCUUAGGCUCUUGGGUUGUGGUGAACCACUCGCGUUUGAAUGCAGUUAACGUUAGUAGCCUACAGGUAGAACCCAGAAGUCAGUGCUUGUUCUCACAGAUCAAUCGUUCGAUUCACUGAUUGCCAAUGUGUUUACUUGAACGUAUAGCCUUCAUUUUUAAUAGAGGUUCACACGUUAUACAAGAAUGAGUGACACAUUCGCUGCCCCUUGGACACUGUUGGUUGGGUCGAGUUUUGCGUUCUCUGGGUUAUUCUACCACUUGUACCAAGAAAAGAAAAAGGAAAUCGUCAAACUGAAGGAGAUACCGAAAUUCCAACCAGAUCAUCACCUGCUGAGAAUUCUAAAAGCAUCUCCGCAGCAUCGACUACAGUAUGUUGCUGUUGAAGGCGUGAUUCAACCUGAUGGUGAACCCCUGGCCAGUCAGUUUGUGCCUAAAUGUUAUGGGGUUGUUCAGAAAGUUAUUGUUCAGGAGGAGUGGAAAGUGUGGAACGCCACAAGAAAUACAUGGACCAACAAGACAAUGAACAAAAAGGUGACCAACAACAUGGUACCUUUCAGCUUGGUGAGUCCAGGAGCCUACCUCACAGACAUCUCUGUAAAGGUGCAGUCCCCAAUGGAGGCUUCAGGGGAUUUCCUGGAGCGUGUGCACCAGCAACGAAAGUAUGCCCAGGGUGGCGUAGUGGACGCAGUGUUGGAUGGCCUGAGCGGUGAGCGACCUGUGAGCAAGGAUGUGCAGGAAGAGAUGCUGAAAGUCGGAACGCCUCUCACUACCUUUGGUGAGGUGGUCCUCGAGUAUGGCGAGGGGAUUAGGGUGCAGCCACCCCGAGACGGCCGGACCUACGUCCUGAUGGUGGGUGAUCACCGUAGUUUCAUAGAGAGGCACGAGAGCACAGCGGGAUGGUGGAAAGUGCUGUCGGCUUUCUGUGGGAUCACAGGAUCAGCUGUACUGGGAGGGAUGAUCUAUGAUGCUAGCAAGGGACAAGGUGGCAGAAGGAACUAGUCUAACCCUGACACAGAGGUGGUGGGAAUCAAAAAAUACUUGUAUUUUGCACUAACCAUCAUAUUAGGUCUCUGAUUGAAACUUCAACAUAUCAAAUGUGAAAUACAAUGUCCCUAUGGAAUGUGACAAAAAGCAGAAGACCUGGAUGCAGAACCAUGCAGCCAUAUACAUGGCCAUGAAAACACACUACCUCUUCUGACAAAAACUCAUGUUGUGUCAUUAAGUGUUAGGUGCUGUUAAGUGAGGGGUGUUUAUUAGAGGCGAGCCCUUUCCUUUUUGCCAAAACACUGAGUGAUGUUUGUGUUCUUCAGGCAUUCUUUUCAUUCAAAUGUUUGCCGUUAUAACAAAACAUUAAAAAGACACUGGCAAACUUUUAUUUGAUUUUUUUUUUUUAACCAUUCCGCUUUUGAGUCUCAUCAUAGCCUCCUUCUAAGGUGAUUAAUGGACUGAAUCUUGUAAUGAUGGCAGGCUUUGUAGAUGUUGUUCUUGUUCUGUUGUUCUUUGCCAAGGUUGUUCUGGUUGGUGGUUUAAUUUCCUUCUUUGUAUGAUAUCCCACCAGUCGCCCCACUACCACAUCCUGCAUUUAGUGCGAGUGGCUUUACCCUCAGGUCCUGGUACCGCCAGCCCUCCUCUUAGUCUUUUAAUAAACACACAAACACCCCCGCUUGCCCUCUCCUGACACCUGUAAACCAAUGCUAUAAAAACAAUAGUGUUCAACUAAAAUGGCUUUCCAUAAUCA